UAUUUUAUUCGUCAGUCUUAGGCUGGUUUAUAUAGUGAAGAUACAAUUAUUACAAUUUAUUUUUUCCUUAAUUGAGAAUAAAGAAAAAUAAAGGUAGUAUUAAAGAUAAUAAUAAAAUAGGAAAUAAUAUAUUUUUCAAAAUGUAGUGUGCGAGGAUCAUAGAAAAUAUCAAACAGUGUAUACCACAUCUGGCAAGCAGUUUUGUAGUGACAAAAGAUGACUGCUAAUAAUCUCUGAAGGGCCAAGCGUUAUUACUCAUUUUGUGAAUUAUUCACUGUUGAAGAUUCAUGAAAAAUGGCCAUGAAAUUCAGAAAUAACUAUUUCCUAUUGUUGUUUCUAGUAUGUUAGCCAGAUUUAAGUUGUAAACAUGAGUAUGUAUUAUACUUUUUUCUCUGGGUUGGUGCUGGAAGGAAUUUAUUCUACCUGCUAUGAUGAUACUAAGUUACAAGAGUUGUAAUGCAGAUCGUUAGAAUGUUAGAUAUACUGGCACAGUAUCUGUCACUUCGAGGAUUUCAAUUUCAGAGGCUUGAUGGGAGUACAAAAUCUGAGCUGCGACAACAGGCAAUGGAACAUUUUAAUGCACCAGGCAGUGAUGAUUUCUGCUUCCUUCUUUCAACGCGAGCAGGUGGUUUGGGUAUCAACCUGGCCACAGCAGACACUGUUAUAAUAUUUGAUUCAGAUUGGAAUCCUCAAAAUGAUCUGCAGGCAAUGAGUCGAGCUCAUCGAAUUGGGCAACAGGAAGUUGUUAACAUAUAUAGAUUUGUUACAAGCAAAAGUGUUGAGGAAGAUAUUUUGGAACGUGCUAAGAAGAAGAUGGUUCUCGACCACUUGGUUAUUCAAAAACUAAAUGCAGAGGGUAAACUGGAAAAGAAAGAAGCCAAAAAAGGAGGAAGCUUUUUUGACAAAAAUGAGCUCUCAGCUAUUUUGAGAUUUGGAGCAGAAGAGCUUUUUAAGGAAGAAAGAAAUGACGAGAGAAGUGAAGGUGGACAUAGAUGA
Lathyrus oleraceus (garden pea) is the source of this 996-nucleotide messenger RNA. RefSeq names its product protein CHROMATIN REMODELING 5. Gene Ontology annotation, biological process: nucleosome organization. NCBI's taxonomy places the organism in Eukaryota, Viridiplantae, Streptophyta, Magnoliopsida, Fabales, Fabaceae. The transcript is spliced from 5 exons. Gene Ontology annotation, cellular component: nucleus; chromatin. Gene Ontology annotation, molecular function: ATP hydrolysis activity; histone binding; DNA binding. The record is from RefSeq and is a predicted model, not a curated record. The coding region runs from base 457 to 996 and encodes 179 amino acids.